UGGGAAUUAAAGAAGGGGAGGAUAGAGGGGAAAUGGGUGUGGUGAAGUAUAAAACUUAGAUUACACCCCUCUCUUCAUUACUCUGACUCUAUUUCUCCAUCACCUUUCAAACUUACUUUCUACAACCUCUUGCCACUAUGUCUGGGGUCCAGCAAGCCAUGGCCCUCCUCAUCUCCUCCUUCCACAAGUACUCUGGUAAGGAGGGGGACAAGUACACCCUCAGCAAGGCUGAACUGAAGGACCUGCUCCAGGCAGAGCUGGGGGAGGUGCUGGGGAAGUCUAGUGACAAGGAAGCCGUGGAUAGAAUCUUCAGCGACCUAGACUCCAACAAAGACAACACUGUUGACUUCAAGGAGUACGUCACCCUGGUCUCAUGCCUCACAGUGAUGUGCAAUGACUUCUUCACCAAAAAGAACUAGAUUACCACCUGCUGGCCAUUGAGGAAAACUGCAGGAGGGGAAAACGAUCCAACAGGCUGAAAAUAUAUCCGAAAUCAUGUCGUAUCUUUAAAGGAAGUCGUUCUACACAAUACAAUAAAACAAUAAAGUAGAUUAAUUAAA
Osmerus eperlanus (European smelt) is the source of this 560-nucleotide messenger RNA. Its product is annotated as ictacalcin-like. The record is from RefSeq and is a predicted model, not a curated record. The transcript has 3 exons. Bases 138 to 419 code for a protein of 93 amino acids. NCBI's taxonomy places the organism in Eukaryota, Metazoa, Chordata, Actinopteri, Osmeriformes, Osmeridae. Gene Ontology annotation, cellular component: cytoplasm. Gene Ontology annotation, molecular function: calcium ion binding; calcium-dependent protein binding; transition metal ion binding.